AUGCAACAAGUCCCUCCUGAGAUUAAGGCUAUGAAUGACCAGCUGCAGGUUAUUCUUAAGGGUAAUCAGGAACUGGGUAGUAAAAAGAGCAAGCUGAUCGAGGCUCGCCGACGACUUGGUGCUCAGAAGAGCGAGAAUGAGAUAGUGCGAGAUGAAAUAAAUAAACUAGAACCGGAUUCUAGGGUUUUUAAACUCAUUGGUUCUGCUCUUAUUCUCCAGGAUCAGAGCGAUGCCAAGGCGAUUGUAAACAACCGACUUGAUUACAUUAAUGGUGAACUAAAAAGGACAGAUGCUUCCAUUGCCGAAUUGGAGAGGAAGGAGAAAGAGGCCCAACAAAAAGCUGAGGAGUUGUUCCGCAAAAUGCAGGCAAAGCACGCACAAAUUCAGCAGCGACAACAACAGCAGCAACAACAAUAA
This is a messenger RNA of Trypanosoma cruzi, 417 nucleotides long. Its product is annotated as prefoldin subunit, putative. Lineage: Eukaryota; Euglenozoa; Kinetoplastea; Trypanosomatida; Trypanosomatidae. Bases 1 to 417 code for a protein of 138 amino acids. Gene Ontology annotation, molecular function: protein-folding chaperone binding. The record is from RefSeq and is a predicted model, not a curated record. Gene Ontology annotation, cellular component: cytoplasm; prefoldin complex. The transcript has a single exon. Gene Ontology annotation, biological process: protein folding; chaperone-mediated protein complex assembly.